Molecule: messenger RNA, 2952 nt
Organism: Amoebophrya sp. A120
Lineage: Eukaryota; Dinophyceae; Syndiniales; Amoebophryaceae
Source: the annotation of a GenBank genome assembly
GUUGAAGUUCGUUGAUACACGGUGCAUGGCCGUAGAACUAGAAGUAGAAAAAGAAAUAGUUUUUAGCGUCGGGGUCGGUUUCAGUAUGAGUUUCACCAUCAUCUCUUUCCUUGCUCGAUACAACUGAGAAAACCGUUUUUCUCAACAGGAGAUCGGAUUUCAUUUAUGUACAGUCGUCUUUCGGAAACAGAACGAAACAACCACGUAUGCCGGUUCUAUUCGUUGACGCGUCGUAUAUGUUUUCCUCCGAAGGAGGCAGUGUGGGAAAACAAGAAGAGGAACCAAACGCACGAUUUCUCGGGUCAUGUCCAGAUUCCACUGUUCGCCCUUCACGCGGCCCCUUGUACGACGCAAAACUGCUCGAGAAAAUUUGUCGUGGCUUCCUGCGAACAAAGGUAUCAAGCUCGACCGCGCACCGGCGCAGCUCAGCAGCUGGAGCUGAUUCAUCUCGUGGCACAGCUGCUUUUUCAUCUGGAAAAAACGAAAUUGGUGCCGCGCCUUCGGGUAGCGCGCUUGAAGAUGAUGUUGAAGAAGAUAGUAGAACUACAAAUGAGAAAGUCCUGGCAGAACAGCGGCCGGACGAAAAGCUAUUCCGCAUUCCAGGCUCAAGUACAGCCGCAGCCAUCCCGAUUCCCGGUUUGAUUUACGCCGACGAUGACGUCGAGGAGGAACAAGGACAAGGAGUUCUGAAGCACGCUUCUGAGCAGCACCAGCAUGCCUCCCCUUGUUCCUCGGCUCAUGGUCCUCCUAGGAUGGUUCACCUUCUCAGCGGAAAUCGCUCGGCUAACCUUGCCUCGCCUGAGAAGAUAUCAGACCAACAGCAGCUCCGGCAACUUGCCGCCUCCGUGCCGAAUAUUCUCGGCGUGAUUUUUUUGCUGGACGCAACAAACCGGAAAGAAUUGCACAGAGCGCAUGUACGAAAUGUUGGAAAUUUUCUAGGCGAGAAGUUGAUGGUCCUGCUGUUUCCCGCUGGUGUGGCUGUUUGUGCAAGGAUGUUGACUAGGUAUGAAUGUAUCAUCCUCGUCAAAGAACUGCCGCGAAGUCGCUCUUUGUGUUUUCCUUUGCUGGCCUCCUGGCCACUUUUCAUCUUCGUUGAGGUGUGAGAUGAAAUGCUGUCGGUGCACAGAGCCAGCAGGCAGCGCGACAACGAACAGCACUAAGAUCUCUCUCUUUCACUCCGCUUCACUGUGGGAAUACUAACUAACUAACUUUGCGCCAGUGCGUGGUAAGCAGUUGCUCGCCACAGCUUGGAUAAUUUCUUAGCUUGCAAUACGGGCUUUGUUCACCGAACUUUUUUCGACUCUGGAGCAGAAAUUUCUCGCCCAAGUCGGCGGGGCCGCAGACGCUGAGGACGACGUGGGAGACCACGAGCAAGACGAGCACAAGCGUCGUGUCGGAGCACGACCAGCCUCAAGCAGUAGAGGAAAGGGUAACCGCGAGCAGAAGAAUCUGAAUGACUAUGACAGCGGCGACAGCCUCGCUGCAGCGACAAGCGCCGACGCCGAGACAUUUAUGGCAGCUUUGCCAUCAAUGCCCUCCGCAGCUCCGCAAGUAGCGAAUGAACGAGAUGAAUGGACAGAAAGCCAGCAGGAGGAGCAUCUUCACGCGCUGUUACACACGCUGGAUGCGUCGGAUUCGCAGAAUGUUUUUUCCGCAAACGAAAUUGUGGGGGGAACGACGGACCUUACUUCAGAAGUGCUGGGACUGACGUCCGAGGACCUGCGUCGAGCCGAUCUGGGAGGAACAAACGGCAGGACCACGGACACAACGAUUUUGAACACUGCAGGAGCAGUGCCCGGCGCUGCUAAUGUCGGUCUUCGCGAGAAUAAUGGAAAAAUUCAUGGCGCCAGGAGCAGCAGGAGCCCAACAAACCAUGAUCCAGAGGACUUACUCCUGUUCCCGGAGCUCGGCUCUCCCACGGCAAAGCAGCGAGACGCCACGCAGCGGGAAUUUCACGAACUAUACCUGACCGGCAAGACCUUGGUUCAAGAAGCGCAGCUUGCUGUCGGGCGUCAUAGUGAUAAUCCUCAUCAUGACGGCGGCGGCGAUCAAUACAGGGUUCCUCGUCCUCCUGGGGGCAUGAAUGCUGGCGAAAAUAAUGUUCCUUCGGCACAACGGCAAAAGACAUACCACAAGAAAAACAUUUUCAAAAUUUCUUGGCUGUUUCUGGCAAACGAGCCACAGGGGAGCGACAUGAAUUUCUCGGGUACUAACAAGUCCGUUGCCAGAAAAUCUCUGCCGCUGUCCCCCCUGCAAAUUGCGCAGGAAUUUCGCCUACACGAGGUUUUUUCAUCUUCGGAGACACCAGUUUUUAGCCUCGCACGCAACGGAAAAGCCGACUACAGCUCUUUCGAGCCUUCGUUUCUCGUGCAGCCCUGCGCCCUUUCUGUUUUCGAAGAGGUGAGCGAGGAGCUGCAGGAAGGUGGUGGUCCAGGAGGUGCUACAACUCGUCGUGGUCCCUCUGUUGAUCCUAGAAUUCUAGGUGGCACCUCUGAUGUGCAACUACAUCGUCGGAAUCUCUUGACCAGUUUGGAGCGAGACUACGGACUGAAACAGGGAAUCGAUUGGCUUGUGCAAAGACUGGUGUUCGCCGGGCAAUGUCGAAGGGUUGUUCAUGGAGGACAGAAAGAAAAACUUUCUGAUUUUCAGUCCACCUCCCAGGCGAAGAGUGUAGUAACUGGGCAGCAAGAGGAGUGAGACUGCAUCUACUUCGGAGGUACUAACGCUCUCUUGUAGUUCUUCAUCUAAGCAUGACGAAGGCUUCACAGCUAUCGCCUAAAUUCUCGAAGCAGUAUCUGGACAAAAAUAAAUUCGCAUUCGGCGCCGCACCAGGAUAGACCCUAGACAAGUACUGUGUCUGUUCAUAACUGCGACCGUUGAUCCAUAUCUGUAUCUGGUGUUGCGGAAAAACGCAAUUGUGUGAAAGAAAGAGAAAUAUAAUAAAGUUGCAAU